AUGGACGACUGGGUGGAUCUGAAGGCGUUCCGGAAGCUGUGGAACAAGCUGAUCAAGAGCUGGUGGAAGGCUAGGCAACCUACGGUUCUCGAAGUGGACUACACGUUCGUCAAGCCUGGUGUGGUCGGCAAACUGCGCAAAAAUCAACGCAAUGCAGACAAUUUCAUCGGUAAGUCUUGCAAAAUGAAGCUGCAAAGCUCGUAUACUAUCUGCGCAUACGCUGUAGGUCCCAAGGAGUUGUGGAAGUACGCUACACGGGAGGGAUUAGUUACAGACGCUCUGCAACAUGACGCGGCCCCGCCUCCAAAGAAGCCGCCGAUGGGAAAUCUUGCUGCAUACGCAGCAGCAAAACAACGUGCCAAAAACCUUCAACCGAUGCCUGGCGUCAACAAGGGGCUACGGUGA
Messenger RNA from Phytophthora nicotianae INRA-310, 405 nucleotides. RefSeq lists its product as hypothetical. The record is from RefSeq and is a predicted model, not a curated record. Bases 1 to 405 code for a protein of 134 amino acids. Lineage: Eukaryota; Oomycota; Peronosporomycetes; Peronosporales; Peronosporaceae. The transcript has 2 exons.